GGUGUUGGUGUUGAUGUUGGAGUCUAAGUCCAGAACACAUUAAACAUCAGUUAAAGAACCUCAGCCUUCGCGUCAUGACUAAGGGCGGGCAUAGUAGAACACUUACUGCGUCGGUGAAGGCCAACUGCAUCAGAUCGUAAAGCUGCACGAGGAAAUCGGCCAUCAAGAGGCGCCACAUGUUGAAUGAGGGAAGUACAACAUGAAAAGAUUGCAAUUGACUUGACUGAAGCAAGCAAAGGCUGAACAAGCAAGCACUUUUGAAGUUAGUGACUUGGAAGCAGCGCAAGGUCUUGUGAACUGUCACUGAAGUUUCAAUUGCUCUGGUAUUUCCAUCAUUCCCAUUCUAAGAUAAAGUUGGACAUUUUUCUAUUAUCGUUUGACUUAUUAAGAAACUAAAAGGGACUAAACAGAUAAACAAUUUUGCUACUAUUAAAUAAGACUAAAGUUUGAAUUUUCUGUUGUAUUCAAGUAUUUGUGUAUACUUCAUCAUUUAAGCGUGUUGAUAUUCACAUUUUUUCUUUACAAGUUGAAUUCAUAGACUACUUCUUGACAGUUCUGUAGCUUGUUAUCAUUUACAUGAUUGGAUCACAUAAGUGUAGCUGAGAUAACCGCUUUACACUAAACUUUAGAUUGCUCUUUGAAUAUUCACAUUAUAGUGCAACACAGGUUUAGCAUGUCAAACACAAGUGAAAAUACAUUGCUGGCUACUAAAGAAGUUAGCUAUACAACCCCUACUGCACAAGACGUAGACAAUGCAGAGCAGGUCAUUCCAUCAGAGCAGGCUGAUAUAACUGAACAAGUUGAAGUGGCUGCACAAGUACAACAACCUCAGGUGGACAUAGAUAAUACACAGCUCUCAGAUAUUAGAAGAAGCCAGCGAGCACGCACGCUUACCGAGAAGGGUAAAACGCUGCAAGACGCUAGACUAAAUGAUCUGAAAAGAAGCUUUGAGCAGAAGUAUAGAAGGUGGAAGUAUCACAUCAAUGGUUUGAAAAGAGCCAUUAAGAACAAUGAUGAUGCAGAAUUGAUUUGUGAAGUUGUGAGCACCAUUAAUGCCACUCAGUCUGAGGUCGACCAUAUUUAUGGUGAUAUAAGAAGCAUCACAAGCCCUGAACCUGAAAUUCGGAGGAAAAAUGACACUUGCCUUGCCAUUACUAGCACUGCAAAUGAGAAGUCUCAAAGAUUCCUCAACGGUGAUCCUAAGGACAUUCCCUGGCCUGAUUCAGAUUCAGUGUUUGAAGCCACUGUGUCCAGCAUCAUCUCAGCAACCUCCAGUAAGUCAAAGUCUGUUUCCAAGAUGUCCAGUCAAUCUUACAGUGAUUCUCUGCAGAAAAGACAAGAAGCAGCGGCUGAAGUAGCGGCUACACAAGAAGUGAUUAAAAUAAUGAAGACACAACAUCAGCAUGAAGAGGAAAUUAGGAAACUGGAGGCAGAGGAUGAAAGGUUAGCAGCAGAAAGAGAAGCUCAAGAAAGGGAAACCGAAGCGGAGAAUGCAAGGAAAAGGGCUCAAUUUAUUUCAGAAAGCACUGUUAGAAAAAUAAAGCUGGAAGAAAAGAAAAAAGAAGUGGAACGGUUGGAGGAACUAAAAAGACAUAACGCAGCACAAGCAAGGCUGCAAGUUUAUGCUGAAAGCAUCAAAGGUGAUGAGGGAGAACAGCGUUCUGCUCCUCUUCUUCAACAAAGGUUACCCCAAGCUCAUAUCUCUCAGUCACCUACAUGGCCUGCUCCCAACGAAGCUUCUAAUGAUCUUGUGAAGGCACUGGCUGAAGCGAUUACAGCCAAUAGGAUUCCAAUUACAGAACCUGUUGUUUUUUCUGGAGAUCCCCUGAAGUAUAAUGACUGGAAGCUGUCCUUCCAGACGUUAAUUGAUCGCAAGAACUUGCCAUCACAAGAAAAGCUAUUCUUUCUACGCAAGUAUGUAGGUGGUCCGGCCAAGAGAGCGAUUGAAGGACAUUUUGUGGCUGGAACAGAAAUGGCUUACACGGCAGCCUGGAACAUCCUUGAUGACCGGUUCGGCAAUCCGUUCGUAGUUGGCAAAUCUUACCGUGACAAAAUACAGUCUUGGCACAAGAUUGCUGCCAAAGACAGCAAAGACCUCCAGGAAUUUGUAGAUUUCCUAAGCAGUGUUGAAUCAGCAAUGCCUUAUGUACAAGGUUUACAAGCUCUGAAUGACUGUGUUGAAAAUCAAAGAAUAUUAGCCAAAUUGCCAGACUGGUUGAGUUCACGUUGGAAUAGAGCAGUCACCAAGUUUCAAGACGAAUACAAAGGAUUCCCAGAUUUCAAAUACUUUGUUGAAUUUCUUAACAAGGAAGCUAGAAUCGCAUGCAAUCCUAUCACCUCACUGCAAGCGAUAAAGCCAGCAGAGCAAGAAAGGUUCAAGCAAUCAGAUCAAGAUCAUUAUAAGUUUCAGAGGAAUCGCAACUCAAGUGCAAAGACAUUCACCACUAGUUCCAGUGAAAGGACUAGCCUUAUGUGUGUCUUUUGUAAGAGAUUAGGCCACACUCUUCAUAAGUGUCGCAAAAUUAUGGAAAGACCAAUUGAGGAAAGAUUGAAGUUUGUACAGUCUGAGAAGUUGUGCUUUGGCUGUCUUAAGACUGGUCAUAACUCCAGAAGCUGCACCUCUAGGAGUGUGUGUGAAAAAUGUGAGAAGUGUCACCCAACAAGCCUACACCAGGACCGUGUAAAUAAAUACCCAGGACAAAGCUCUAGAACCAGUCAAGAUCAGUUCAAGGUCAAUCACGGAUCUGCAGAUAGAACAGCCGAAUCACAGAAGGUACAAGAGUCUAAGCCUGUGACUUCAAACAGAGUAGUUCAAGAAAGGAACGGCACUCAUACGUCAUCAAUCAUUCCAGUAUAUGUCUCAACAACAGAUGAACCAAGGAAGGAGAUUUUAGUGUAUGCCUUGCUUGAUACUCAGAGCGACACUACUUUCAUUUUAAAGGACACAGCUGAGACACUUGAUAUCAAGAAAGAGCCUGUCAAACUCAAGAUUUCCACCAUAACAUCCAAAACGAAGGUUGUGUCCAGUCACAAAUUGAAUGGUCUACAAGUAAGAGGCAUUCAGUCUGAAGUUAAAAUCAAACUUCCAACAACUUAUACUAGAGACUACAUACCUGCAAAUAGAUCUCAUAUACCCACAUGUGAAACCGCAAAGAAUUGGCCUCAUCUAGAACAUCUGGCAGAUGAAAUGGCUCCUGCACUUGACUGUGAAGUAGGUUUGUUAAUAGGCUACAACUGCCCUCAAGCCUUACUUCCCAGGGAUGUUCUCAGUGGCAAUGAAGAUCAGCCAUUUGCACAAAGAUCCGUGUUGGGUUGGAGUAUCGUUGGAUACAACCAUGACGACAGUUAUUAUGAAGAUGAAAUCGGUGUGAGUCACAGGAUUAUCAUGAAGCAAGUUCUACCAGCUCGUGAUCCAUCUCACAAACUCAAGUCUGAAGUCUGCUUUGUACAGAGGAACAAGGUUAAAGAGAUGAUCACUCCGGCCGAGAUAUUGAAGGUUUUUGAGUCAGACUUUGUAGAACGGGAUAAUGAGGAAGUCUCAACGUCGCAAGAAGACUUAAGGUUUUUGGCAAAAUUGAAUGAAGGCAUUAAGCAAGUGCAAGAUGGACACUAUGAGAUGCCAUUGCCUUUUAAGGGUGAGAGGCCAGAUUUGCCAAACAACAAAGCGUGUGCAGAGCAUCGACUCAAAUCCCUAGAGAAGCGUUUAAAGAGAGAUGAACAGUACCAAAAGGACUACAUGGCUUUCAUGAAGGACAUAAUAGCAAGAGGCGAUGCUGAAAGGGUCCCAGAGAUGGAGUUAAGUAGUCAACCAGCAUGGUAUAUACCUCACCAUGGAGUAUAUAACCCACAGAAGCCAGGCAAGAUUCGUAUCGUCUUUGAUUGCUCUGCAAGAUUUCAGAAUACUUCUCUGAAUGAGCAUCUACUGACUGGGCCUGACCUCACAAAUACCCUUGUUGGAGUCUUGUGUCGUUUCCGGAAAGGGCAAGUAGCCAUCAUGUGUGAUGUGGAGCGCAUGUUCCACCAGUUCCACGUUGCUCCAAAGGAUCGGGACUACCUCAGGUUCCUAUGGUGGGAAGAUGGAAACAUGGAAGCCUCACCUUCAGUUUUUCGAAUGAAGGUCCAUUUGUUCGGAGCGGCCUCCUCGCCUGGAUGUGCAAACUUCGGCCUCAAAUACCUUGCCGUACAAGGUCAAGGCAAGUUUAAUCAAGCCACAGUGAAGUUCAUACAACGUAAUUUUUAUGUUGACGAUGGCUUAGCGAGUGUGGACACUGAAGCAGAGGCAAUCCAGCUUGUAAAGGAAGCCAGGGGUCUCUGCAAUACCGGAAAGCUUCGCUUGCAUAAAUUCAUCACCAACAGCAAGACGGUGAUUGCCACAAUUCCAAAGGAGGAAUGUACUGAAGGGGCAACUGACUUUGACUUGACCCUAGGAGAACCUAAAGUAGAGAGGGCGCUCGGCAUCCAAUGGUGCGUGGCUUCAGACAAGUUCCAUUUCAGAGUGUUAGUAAAGGAAAAUCCUUUUACUAGAAGAGGUGUGCUGUCUACAGUUGCUUCCAUUUUUGAUCCUCUUGGAUUCGUCGCUCCCUUCAUUUUAGUUGGGAAAAGGACUCUACAAAAGAUGUGUCAAGACAAGUUAGGCUGGGACGAACCACUUCCUGAUGACCUCAAGCCGCAUUGGGAAGCUUGGUUGCGAGACCUCCAUAACCUGUCUUUGGUGAAGAUACCACGUUGUUAUGUGCCAUCAACAUUCAAGGAUGUUCAACAAUAUGAGCUACACCAUUUCUCAGACGCCAGUGUGUCAGGCUAUGGAGUAUGUUCAUACCUCAGAGCUGUAACCAAGUCUGGAGAAGUCUACUGCACUCUUGUUAUGAGUAAAGCUAGGGUUGCUCCAACAAAGGUAACAACAAUUCCCAGACUGGAGCUCUCAGCUGCAGUGGUUGCCACAAGAACUGGUAAUCUGCUCAAAAGAGAACUAGAAUUGGAUGGCAUUCGUGAAUACUACUGGACCGACUCCAAAGUUGUCCUUGGCUAUAUUAACAACGAUGCACGACGUUUCCAUGUAUUUGUAGCCAACCGAGUUCAGCAGAUCAGAACAAGCACUGAGACUAGUCAAUGGAGAUAUGUGGCUUCAGAACAAAAUCCAGCUGACCAUGCCUCUCGUGGGCUCACCGUAAAAGAACUCAUGGGAUCGAACUGGUUUACUGGUCCAAGUUUCCUAUGGCAAAGAGAACUCCCUAAGGAUGACAUUAAGGUGGGAGAAGUUAAUGAUGGAGACCCGGAACUCAAAAGGGCACAGGUUCUAAUGACCAAGGCAAGGGAAGAGUGGUGUCUGUCAGAUCGCUUGCAAAGGUUUUCAGAUUGGAAGAGGGCAGUGAAAGCCAUAGCAAGGCUCAAACGUUGUGCAAGGAGUGCGAAAGGUUUGGUAGAAAGAUCCAACAAUUCCACAACACUUGAAGAAAGGAAGGAUGCUGAACAAUUCAUAAUUCACAUCGUUCAAGAAGAAGUGUUCAGUGACGAGAUCAAGCAUCUAAGACAAGGCAAGGAAGUUAAUUCAAGUCUUUUCAAAAAGCUGUACAAGUUAAGUUCGUUUAUCGAUGACCAUGAUGUCUUACGAGUGGGAGGACGAUUGACACAGGCAGAGCUUCACUCUCAUGUCAAGCAUCCAGCCAUUCUUCCUAAAGGACAUCAUAUAUCUCGUUUACUCAUAAAACACUUCCAUGAAAAGGUGCAACAUCAAGGUCGUGGCAUGACCAUCAAUGAAAUCCGCUCCAAUGGUAUUUGGAUUCUGGGAUGCAGUAGCGAAGUUUCAUCUCUCAUCUACAAAUGCAUUAAGUGUAGGAAGCUGAGGAAAUGCAAUCAGGAGCAAAGGAUGGCUGACCUGCCACCAGAAAGGAUGGAAGCUACCCCUCCGUUCACCUAUAGUGGCAUGGACUGCUUCGGUCCGUUCUAUGUUAAAGAGGGAAGGAAAGAGUUGAAGAGAUACGGACUACUUUUCACCUGCAUGUGUUCGCGAGCUGUUCAUCUUGAGGUGCUGGAUGAUCUUAGUACUGACGCCUUUCUUAAUGCACUGCGUUGUCUUAUUGCUAUACGUGGCAAUGUAAGUCAGCUUUAUAGUGAUCAAGGUACCAACUUCGUGGGUGCAAAGGGAGAGUUCCUGAAGUUGAUGAAGGGAAUGGAUCAAGAACGUGUGAAAGAGUUAGGCUGUACCUUUAUCAUGAACCCGCCUGCUUCCAGUCACAUGGGUGGUGUCUGGGAGAGACAGAUCCGGACUGUAAGGAGUGUACUAACGUCCAUCCUAGACAAGUCUGCAGCAAGACUGGACAGUUCUUCCUUAAGAACAUUCAUGUAUGAAGUAAUGGCGAUCGUAAAUAGUCGACCAUUGACCUCAGAGCACCUCAAUGAUCCUGUGGGACCAGAACCAUUGACGCCGAAUCAUAUAUUAACAAUGAAGUCCACCAUCAUUGCACCACCUCCUGGAGAGUUUGUGAGGGAAGAUCUUUAUCUUCAGAAAAGAUGGAAAAGAGUUCAGUUUCUGGCAAAUGAGUUUUGGACCAGGUGGAGGAAGGAAUAUCUGUUGAAUCUGCAGCAGAGAAGUAAGUGGAAUAAGAGCAGGAGAAACACCAAAAUAAAUGAUAUCGUUCUGCUUCAAGAUGAUUUGGCAUCACGAAAUCAGUGGAAGCUAGCUAAAGUGGUAGAAGUUUUCCCAGGAUCUGAUGGAAUGUUCUACGGUGUUGGUGUUGGUGUUGGUGUUGGUGUUGGUGUUGGUGUUGAUGUUGGAGUCUAA
Molecule: messenger RNA, 6781 nt
Organism: Carassius gibelio (silver crucian carp)
Lineage: Eukaryota; Metazoa; Chordata; Actinopteri; Cypriniformes; Cyprinidae
Exons: 3
Coding region: 674-6781 (2035 amino acids)
Biological process (GO): DNA integration
Molecular function (GO): nucleic acid binding; zinc ion binding
Source: RefSeq, a predicted model, not a curated record